ACUAUUUAUCAUUAAAUGAAUGAAAUAUCUUUAAAAGCAAACGGGUGUCAAUUUACUUCUCGUCUCACAAGUGAGGUGUUGGCUGUGGGAACAGAGAUCGAUAGUUGUCAAUCCCUGUGUGAAGGCGACCCGGACUGCUGGGCGACUGUGGAAUACGUGCCUGACAAUUGUGUAACACUAGCAUUACCUGGCCACGGCGUUCAGAACUUAACACUUACAACCAAAUUUUGUUAUAACAUUACUUUGAAUACGACGACAGCUAUUACCCCAGAUCUAACUAACAACAACGUCGUUCCAAAUGCAACAUGUGGAUCAUUUGCUAUUACGCCCACACCAACCAAUUCAUCAGUGGUUUCAUCUAUAGCUUUACCUCCAUGCCAACCUGUAAACGUCACACAAAACGUCACACUGACGUCGACCGAAAGUAUCACUGUAACGACUACGAACUAUUCAACCUUUACGUCCACUUUUACUUCAACAGAACAGAUAACCGUUACUUCCACGGUGCUUUCAACAUACACUCAAAAUGUUACAACCGAACAGGCGGAAGAAAUAGCAGCGGAAAUAGCUAAAAACUUAACAAUUGACUCAAAAUCAACAUCAUCGCAUAUCCGGCGACUCACAAGCGCCGAAGACAAACGUCGAUCAGCGAAAUUUGUUGGCUAUGUAGGAGUUAUUUUCGUUGCUGCACCUUUGGGAAUUAUGUUGCUUCUUGACAUAAAAAAGUUGUUUCUUGAUUUUCGGUCACACGAUGAUAUCUAUAAGAAGAAGUAGUUUUGAAACACAUCGGUGUUUAAAAUUAUUACCCCUUACCCUUCUAAAGUUCUAUAGCGAACUUGUCCAUCUUUCAAUUUGGAAAGUACCAUUAACUGUUAAAAGCGGUGCUUACAUAAAUGAUACUGACUGAAUGGUGAACAGUGCAGAUCAUGAUCAGACUGCACAGAUGUGCAGGCUGAUCAUGAUAUACCUGGUCGCAAAGGCAGAAUCAAUCGUGUCCAGCAUGAUAAGGGUUAGCGAGGAUAUUCCAUGUAGCGAGCACCUGUGGAUGGAAGGGCUUUUGUUUUUGUCAUUAUUUUCUGUGAAAAUAUUACAUAACGUAUGAUUUUACUCCAUUGUUGCAGUUAAAACAUGAUUAUAUAUUCUCUUGUAAAAUUGCAUUUGUUAAAAUCACAGUUUAGCAUUUUUACUAGAUUAUAAAUAAGGAAAAUACUUAUUUGUAUUACCCUUAACCACUUUCAGUUCAUUGUCCAUUUUAUGACCUUUAGAUAAUUAAUCGAGCUAUUUUAUUACACAUUACCAGUUUAUGACCUUUAAUUAAUUAAUAAAUCUAUUUAUUUUUUUAAAUCAAUAAUCCAUUUUUUAAUCUUAACUUAUAUAAACAUAAACUAGGCAGUAACCCAUGCACUGGUAUAUCAUAGGCACCAAGCCAUACAAUAGGUAAGUAUUUGACCAGUUUAUCGCUAUAAUCCAAUUAUAAUUGGAAACAUUUUUAAUUUUGUGUUCUGUUGAUGAUUCGUAUCGCCAACUAACCUGUUUUCGGACCAUUUACUAUCUAUGUGUAUUUUACUCAAUGAUUCGUAUCUCCAGCUAACCUGUUUUCGGACCAUUUACUAUCUAUGUGUGUUUUACUCAAUGAUUCGUAUCGCCAACUAACCUGUUUUCGAACCAUUUACUAUCUAUGUGUGUUUUACUCAAUGAUUCGUAUCGCCAACUAACCUGUUUUCGGACCAUUUACUAUCUAUGUGUGUUUUACUCGAUGAUUCGUAUCGUCAACUAACCUGUUUUCGGACCAUUCACUUUUUUGUGUAAUUUACGUAAUGAUUCGUAUCGUCAACUAAAUUGUUUUCAGAUCUUUCACUUUUUCUGGUUAUUCGGACCUUUCACUUUUUCUGUGUAUUUCAUUAAUGACCACGAUUGACGUAAUCAGUGACACUUGCAGGUAUUUGGUAUAUAUAUUUUAUAUAUAUAUAAGUUGUUGCAAUUUAAAAUGUUUGAAAAUCAAGUAGGUUUUAAUUCAUUGCUGUAGUAUGUGCAAAAUAGUGUUUUUCACUUACUUUUUGCA
Messenger RNA from Mercenaria mercenaria, 2062 nucleotides. RefSeq lists its product as uncharacterized. Lineage: Eukaryota; Metazoa; Mollusca; Bivalvia; Venerida; Veneridae. The record is from RefSeq and is a predicted model, not a curated record. Bases 16 to 774 code for a protein of 252 amino acids. The transcript is spliced from 3 exons.